UAGCAUCAUUCAUCCUUGAAUGUGUUGAAAUGUAAGUAUUUCAUCUUUGAAGUCUUGCAUUGAUUGAAAGAGAGCAGCGUACUAAGGCGGACCCAAUGUGUCAUAGAAGCCAUUUCGUUUUGGACGAGGGAGGUAGAAACAGAACACACAUACAUAUGCACAUCCUGAACUGCCUAAAUCCGUCUCGCUCUUAUGGCACAUUACCACUUUAUUUCACUCUGUUCAGUGCGGUAUCAUCGAAUCGAAAGCAAAGUCGUUGCUCGUUGGCCAAGUUUUAAAGUUGAGCGUGAGCAAAAUCUGUUUCAUAUUGUUAGUGUUUCCUGUAUCGAAUCUUGUAUAUAAACUCCGGAGAGUUGUGUACCUUAACUACGAAUUUGUAUAUACGACUCUUCAUAACAAUAUUUGUGUACAAGAUUAACUAGUGUUGAAUGUUUGUGACUCAAUAACAAAGGCAGAAUUGUUACGCCCUAAAGCAAUAAAUGCUCAAAUCAUGAACGAUCAAGAUUUGGAGCUGAAUUCGACUAGCCAGCAGAGCGCAAUUGUUCACCAGUCCAUCAGCUCGCAUCUAGAGUCGCUGCACCUCCACCCUUCUAAUCAUGUGCAGGCCGAUAGCACAAAUUCGAUCCCUGAAACGGACAACAAGCCUAUCGUCAGCUCUGAUAAGAAGUCGGGUAGCAGGCGGCAAGAUAAGCCGCCUUAUUCUUAUAUCGCAUUGAUCGUGAUGGCCAUCCAGCAUUCUCCGACCAAGAGACUCACUCUCAGUGAAAUCUACUCGUUUCUUCAGCAACGGUUCUCCUUUUUUCGCGGCACUUAUCAGGGUUGGAAGAACUCCGUUAGGCAUAACUUAUCGUUGAAUGAGUGCUUUAUCAAGUUGCCGAAGGCGCUGGGAAGACCCGGUAAAGGACAUUACUGGACCAUCGAUCCUGCCAGCGAAUUCAUGUUCGAAGAGGGUUCCUUCAGAAGGAGACCAAGAGGUUUCAGGAGGAAAUGCCAAGCUAUGAAGCCCCAGUGCCAUCCUGGACCUUACUACAGCGACAAACUUGGAGGUUCAUAUUCUAGAUUAUUCCAUUCAAAUAGGGACAAUUCAGUGAUGCGAAUGACACAGAAAGGAUUUUCAGAAGAUCAAGAGAUACUGAACCAAUCGAGUGAAUACGAUUCACAAACUUUAUUGCAUUCGCAAGAAUACCCAACUUGCACAUACAAUUCACCAUCAACAAUACAAAUACCUUUUUCUCACUAUCCAAACUACGAACAUCGAAACUACGAAGCUUAUCAACAGCAAUGCGAAAGAGAUUGGAAUAUAUCCUCCAAUAUGCUGCCUACACACCUAGAAACCCCAGGGAUGUCUUAUCCGAAGUCGGAACCAACCAACAGUAUGGAAAAUCCGACUUCAACCAUACAACCCUCCAUCCAAGAUGUGUACAGUUACCAGUAUUCUGGAAUAUAUUCGCAAAACGAUAAUGUUAUCCACCGACUUCACUAACUAAGGAACCAAAGAUGGACCAUCCGCCAAAAAGAUAUAUAUACGCAGAGUUGUCUUUGUAUAUAUGAUAUAUUUGGUUCAUUUAUUUCAUAUCAUUCAUAUUGGAUUCAGAUUAAUUUAGUAAUGUUUUUUCGAACCUUCAUAAUAAGAAAUUAGAAACUGAUAGAGUGUAAUAUAUUCUUGUAAAUAAUGUACAUAAAGAAAAUCAAUAUUAUUCAUGUAUAAUGGGCUAAAUGUGAUUUUUAACUUUUGCCAUUGUAAUCUGCAC
This is a messenger RNA of Coccinella septempunctata (seven-spotted ladybird), 1751 nucleotides long. RefSeq names its product forkhead box protein biniou-like. Gene Ontology annotation, biological process: animal organ morphogenesis; regulation of transcription by RNA polymerase II. Lineage: Eukaryota; Metazoa; Arthropoda; Insecta; Coleoptera; Coccinellidae. The record is from RefSeq and is a predicted model, not a curated record. Gene Ontology annotation, molecular function: RNA polymerase II cis-regulatory region sequence-specific DNA binding; DNA-binding transcription factor activity, RNA polymerase II-specific. Bases 491 to 1483 code for a protein of 330 amino acids. Gene Ontology annotation, cellular component: nucleus. The transcript has 4 exons.